Molecule: messenger RNA, 693 nt
Organism: Pyrus x bretschneideri (Chinese white pear)
Lineage: Eukaryota; Viridiplantae; Streptophyta; Magnoliopsida; Rosales; Rosaceae
Product: auxin-responsive protein SAUR50-like
Exons: 1
Coding region: 50-478 (142 amino acids)
Biological process (GO): response to auxin
Source: RefSeq, a predicted model, not a curated record
UACCAUCAAUCCAACAUAUAAACCAAAAGAAAUUGUUAUAAGCACAAAAAUGGCUAAGUCCAGAACUACAAGCACUUGCAAGAAGAAUAAGAGCAUUGUGAAGCUCAAAAUUGUAGUAGAAAAGCUACAAAGAAGCCUAUCUUUGGGAAGAUCAAAACCGUCAAAUUAUUCCGAUGCUAACUCGACGAAUGUGCCCGACGAUGUUAUGGAGGGUCACUUUGCCGUGAUUGCGGUGGAUGGAGACGAACCAAAGAGAUUUGUGGUGUCAUUGAGUUACUUGACACACCCAACUUUCUUGAAGCUAUUGGAGCAAGCAGCUGAGGAGUAUGGCUUUGAUCAUGAAGGUGCCCUAACCAUUCCUUGCCAGCCAAGCGAGCUCGAGAAGAUAUUAGACGAUCGGCAAUGGCAAGAGGAAGAGAGAGGCUCAUCUAGUGAUGUUAACUGGGGUUCUUGUGAAUCUAUGGUGCGGAGUUACUGAUGAUCUUGAGCAAGAUUAGCUUUCUUAAUUUUGGAUGAUGGUAUAUAAUAAGUUAGUCUUUCUGCCAUCUUUUACGUUGAGUUUUUGGCUUUUCCUUUUAUUCCUUUUUCAAUAUCUAUGUAUUUAUCCACUGGCAGAGCCAGAGGUCUUUUGCCAUUGUUUACAUUUUUAAUAUUUCUCUAGUCUAUCAAGAAGAAGCCAGAAAAUUCUAUAAA